Molecule: messenger RNA, 600 nt
Organism: Gavia stellata (red-throated loon)
Lineage: Eukaryota; Metazoa; Chordata; Aves; Gaviiformes; Gaviidae
Gene: DIRAS2
Product: DIRAS family GTPase 2
Exons: 1
Coding region: 1-600 (199 amino acids)
Biological process (GO): signal transduction
Cellular component (GO): plasma membrane
Molecular function (GO): GTPase activity; GDP binding; GTP binding
Source: RefSeq, a predicted model, not a curated record
AUGCCUGAGCAAAGCAAUGAUUACAGGGUUGUUGUGUUCGGAGCGGGAGGAGUGGGCAAAAGUUCUUUGGUCUUGAGAUUUGUGAAGGGCACUUUCAGAGAGAGCUACAUCCCUACCAUUGAAGACACCUAUCGGCAGGUGAUCAGCUGUGAUAAGAGCAUAUGCACUUUGCAGAUAACUGACACUACAGGGAGCCAUCAAUUUCCAGCCAUGCAACGUCUUUCUAUUUCUAAAGGACAUGCUUUCAUUUUGGUUUACUCUAUCACCAGCCGACAGUCCUUGGAGGAACUCAAACCAAUCUAUGAACAAAUAUGUCAGAUUAAAGGAGACAUAGAAAGCAUUCCAAUAAUGCUGGUGGGGAACAAGAAUGAUGAGAACCAAAAUCGAGAGGUGGACAGCAGUGAAGGAGAAGCCAUGGCUAAGAAGUGGAAAUGUGCCUUCAUGGAGACCUCUGCCAAGCUGAACCACAAUGUGAAAGAGUUAUUCCAAGAAUUGCUAAACCUAGAGAAACGCAGGACUGUGAGUUUACAAAUUGAUGGCAAAAAAAGCAAGCAGCAGAAAAGGAAAGAGAAGCUGAAAGGCAAAUGUGUGGUGAUGUGA